Orussus abietinus is the source of this 2426-nucleotide messenger RNA. It is a transcript of the gene IFT46, whose product is annotated as intraflagellar transport protein 46 homolog. Gene Ontology annotation, cellular component: motile cilium; centrosome; intraciliary transport particle B. Gene Ontology annotation, biological process: cilium assembly; intraciliary transport. NCBI's taxonomy places the organism in Eukaryota, Metazoa, Arthropoda, Insecta, Hymenoptera, Orussidae. The transcript has 5 exons. Bases 392 to 1381 code for a protein of 329 amino acids. The record is from RefSeq and is a predicted model, not a curated record.
GAUCCCAGCUGGCGCGAUUCAAUUACAGAAGUUAUUACUCGGUGAAGAAUUCCAGCAACUUUGGGGGAAGGAAGAGUUCUUGGAAGUUUUGAGUAGAUGGCGAAUUACUCGGUUUAAUUAUUUUAACUCUUAGUGAAUGAAGAUUUCCUUGGACUUUGUUAUGGCGCUUGGUGGAUGAAGUUCCGAAGUUGGUGGUACUUGUAUAUAAGCUUUCAAUGUAUUUAUUAUGGGACGUAUUUAUUUGUUUUAUGUGGUUUUAGGUUCUUGAACGAAUGGUGAAUAGCUCGGUUUCAUUGUACGGACAUUUAGUAGGUGAGGAGAGUUUUGGAAUUUGUCGCGGUAUUUGAAGAAAGAUAGAGUACACGGAAUGUAAAGGCCUCAUCGAUCGGAAAUGUACGACGUGGAGGACAGUAGCGAAGAGGAAGACACGCAACACAUUUCCGCGUUCAGUAAGUUCGACGAGAGCAUCGAGGUGAGAAACGCGGAGGACAUUGAGAGUCCUGUGAUCAGUAUGUUCGAUAAUCCCGGUUCAAGGAAUAGAUCCAAAAGUCCCGAUGAGAGUUCCAGAGAAAUUGGGAUCGAUUCGAGCCGCAGGAAAAGUGCGCGCAGUAGAUAUGCAGAAAGAGAUGAUGACCGCAUCGAGCCUUUCAGAAAAUCCAUGACUCUUUUAGACGAUCCAUCGGACAGUGAAGAAACGGACGAGGACGACAUCCGGGGAACUAAUUUAGCAAGAACUAUAGAAUACUAUGAUCCGAAACAGUUUGACGACAUCCAGGCAUCAGCUGAGGUGAAAGAGCUCUUCCAAAACAUUACAAGAUAUACUCCCCAAAAAAUCGAGUUGAACUUCAAGCUGGCGCCGUUCAUUCCCGACUACAUUCCAGCAGUUGGAGACAUCGACGCAUUCUUGAAAGUGCCCAGACCAGAUGGAAAAGCUGAUAAAGUAGGCUUAACAGUGCUGGAUGAACCAUGUACGGAUCAGUCGGAGCCAGCAGUUCUGUACUUGCUUCUGAGAAGUCGCAGCAAAAGCGCCGGCCUGGAAAAGCAGAGUGUUAUCAAGAGGGUAGAGAACGCAGAGAAGAAUGGGAAGUCUGUAGACAAAUGGAUAGAGGACAUGAACCAACUGCGGGGGAGUAAACAUGCACCAUCGGUCCAGUUGACGGCACCAACUCCAGAUAUCGAUGCACUGAUGCAGCAUUGGCCCUUCGAGCUGGAGCAGAAAUUGACUGACAUGAAUCUUGACUUGUCCAAGUUGGAUUGUGACGUGUCACAGCUGGCGGACAUUGUUUGCACGUUGCUGGACAUCCCAGUUCAUGAAAAUAAGAGACUAGAGGCUCUACACGUUCUGUUCUCGUUGUAUCUGGAAGUUAGGGACCAUCGGUAGCGAUACGGGAUGUUGAACAUGUAAUAUUGGGUUAUACAAGUUCGUUCCAAAUUGAAUUGUGACGUAUCACAGCUGAUGGACAUUGUACGUUGCUGGUCAUCCCAAUUCAUGAAAAUAAGAGACUGGAAGCUCUGCAUGUUCUGUUCUCGUUGUAUCUGGAAGUUAGGGACCAUCGGUGGCGAUACGGAAUGUUGAACAUGUAAUAUUGGGUUAUACAAGCCCAUUCCAAUUUGGAUGGUGACGUGUCACAGCUGGUGGACAUUGUUUGCACGUUGCUGGUCAUCCCAGUUCAUGAAAAUAAGAGUGGAAACUCUACACGUUCUGUUCUCGUUGUAUCUGGAAGUUAGGGACUAUCGGUGGCGAUACGGAAACGUAUAAUACGUUGUUACAUGUAAUAUUGGGUUACACAAGUUCGUUCCAACUUGGAUUGUGACGUGUCACAGCUGGUGGACACUGUUUGCACGUUGCUGGACAUCCCGGUUCAUGAAAAUAAGAGACUGAAAGCUCUGCAUGUUCUGUUAUCGUUGUAUCUGGAAGUUAGGGACCAUUGCUAUUAGCAAUAAUUUAAGUGAAAGUGAAAAGGAAACAAACCCGAUAAGUUGCGAAGCUGGACCUUUCAAUUUGGGAAUGGAAGCUCCGUCUUUACAUAAUUCAAAUAAAUAGCAUUGCUAUUAGCAAUGGUCCCUAACCGUAGGGUCCGACGGGCUCGGAGUUCGGAAUAGGACUGACUGUUCUAAGUUCAUGAAGUUAUCCCGUAGGGAUGAGGGUUUCUGAUUCCGUGGCGCCGGGCUCAACGGUUCUUUCCCAUAGUCACCCGACUUCGUCGGGAUCUCUUCCCACGGCGUAUUUCGACGCCAUGCAGUUCUCAAACUCUCAUGUAUGCAUUUCUAACAAUAAGUGACUCUAGACCGACGGCAUUACAGUACACCACAAAAAUAUUUAUUAUCUCCAUUACAUGUACGUAUAAUCUGCUCGCCAAUAUCAUAGCCGUUCCAAAGAAUAGAUCCCGCAGUAACACAUUUCUCGCCAUUAAAUUAUCAUCUCA